Tauraco erythrolophus (red-crested turaco) is the source of this 1090-nucleotide messenger RNA. The record is from RefSeq and is a predicted model, not a curated record. Lineage: Eukaryota; Metazoa; Chordata; Aves; Musophagiformes; Musophagidae.
GAAGAAGAAUUUAAAUGGCUUUUACAAGAAGAGGUCCAUGCUGUUUUGAAACAGCUGCAGGAUAUUUUGAAGGAGGCCGCACACCGGUUCGGCCUCCCCCCCCGCAGCCGCAGCGCGCUGCUCCUGGAGCGUCUGCAGCGCCUGCGGAAUCUUUCUUCUUAUUGCAGCACGGACCAGGUGAAAGGUGUGUUGACGCUGCAGGGAGAUGCCCUGUGUCAAGCUGAUGUUAAUCUGAAAAUGCCCAGAAGUAAUCAGCUCCUGCACUUUGCAUUUCGGGAAGACAAGCAGUGGAAAUUGCAGCAGAUCCAGGAUGCUAGAAACCAUGUUAACCAAGCCAUUUACCUGCUGAUGAACAGAGAUGUAAACUACCAGUUCAAAACAGGCUCGGAGGUUCUCAAGCUUAUGGAUGCGGUGAUGUUGCAGCUCUCCAGAGCCCGAAAUCGGCUUACCACUCCAGCCACUCUGACUCUGCCAGAGAUUGCCUCCAGCGGUCUCACCAAAAUGUUCACCCCUGCUCUGCCUCCAGACAUCCUUGUGAAUUUCUAUAUUAACCUGAAUAAGCUGUGCCUGACUGUCUACCAACUCCAUGUGCUGCAGCCCAGCACAUCCAAGAACUUCAAGCCUGCUGGAGGGUCCGUUUUACACAACCCUGGAGCCACGUUUGAGUUUGGCAACCAGCGGUAUGAAGUCACCCAUGUCCAUAAAGUGGAAUGUGUUGUCCCGUGGUUAAAUGAUGCCCUUGUCUUCUUCACAGUUUCACUGCAGCUUUGCCAGCAACUGAAGGACAAGAUCUCUAUUUUCUCCAGUUACUGGAACUACAGGCCAUAUUAAUUCUCUGUGGAGUGUCCAAGCCCUUACAGCACUUCCAGUGUCUCCCUGUUUGUUUUCAACAUGCCAGCUGAGUCCAGGUCGGCCUGAGGAGUGCUGUGGUUGACUACCCCGUGGCUCUCCAUAGGGCAGAGUCCAUGUAUCCAGAGACACAACUUUAGUAGCCUUGGCUGGGACUGCUGCAUAAGCAGGGCGCCAAGCGAUGCUGUGUGGUUGGUGAGAGCUUGCACCUGUCUUUGUUCUCGUGUGCAUUGUGUGGCUG